AUGGAUUUUCUGAUUGGAUACACAGCUGCAAGGAUCAAUAAUAAAACGUAUAUGUUUCCAGUGUUGCCAGUAACAGAAUGCGCCGUGCCUAUUGACAUCGUCACCGAAAAACUGACGCCGGCAUCUUUAAAAAAACCGACUCCAACCAUAAUAGCAAUGAUACCGAACAAAAUACCAAUCAUAACCAGCACGGCACGACGCGUUGCAACCACAAACCCCCGCAGGGGCUUAUACCAUUGGUGGUACGGAAUGUUGGGAUAUACAUUUCUCACUCAGAUUGUACACUACUUAGAAGUGACUCAAUAUGAGUACUUUACGUUUCAUGACAGCUACUAUUAUCAAGAUUCAAAUGUUCCUUUCAUUGAAAAAUCAAAGAAAAUAAAACUACCCAAGCCAUUUGAAGGAGCCGCGUUACCACUGGGUCAAGUACCACCAAUACUUUUAAAAAUGAUAACGCCAACGUUCCAUGAUAACAGAAUAGCUAAAGCGAUUUCUCGUCUGCCACCUUUAAAGUAUCCAGAUUAUUUUAAAGGCUGGAUAGGUCAGAAAAAAAAGUAA
Parnassius apollo (apollo) is the source of this 558-nucleotide messenger RNA. The record is from the annotation of a GenBank genome assembly. Lineage: Eukaryota; Metazoa; Arthropoda; Insecta; Lepidoptera; Papilionidae.